Molecule: messenger RNA, 3161 nt
Organism: Salarias fasciatus (jewelled blenny)
Lineage: Eukaryota; Metazoa; Chordata; Actinopteri; Blenniiformes; Blenniidae
Product: annexin A4-like
Exons: 15
Coding region: 137-1672 (511 amino acids)
Biological process (GO): cytokinetic process; phagocytosis
Cellular component (GO): vesicle membrane; plasma membrane; nucleus
Molecular function (GO): calcium-dependent phospholipid binding; phosphatidylserine binding; calcium ion binding
Source: RefSeq, a predicted model, not a curated record
GGAGCAAAGGUUGGCUAAAGCUGCCGCAGCGGGACGGAAACAAUGCCGAGGACCCACCCACCUCCAGCUCCACCUCUCCGUCUCUCUGCGCUCGCUUCUUCCUGGCUCUGACCUCCGCAUCUGUCUGGUUUUUAAGAUGAGCUACCCAGGAUACCCACCACAAGCAGGGGGCUACCCAAAUCAGCCUGGGGGAUACCCACCCCAAGCAGAGGGCUAUCCAGCAGCAGGAGGUUACCCACCAGCAGCAGGAGGCUACCCACCGGCAGCAGGAGGUUAUCCGCCAGCAGCAGGCGGCUAUCCACCGGCAGCGGGAGGCUACCCACCAGCAGCGGGAGGCUACCCACCAGCAGCGGGUGGCUACCCACCAGCAGCAGGCGGUUACCCUCCAGCAGCAGGGGGCUUCCCUCCUCAGGCCGGCGGUUAUCCUGCCCCAGCCGGGGGCUAUCCAGCACCAGCCGGGGGCUUUCCUCCUCAGGCAGGCGGAUAUCCUCAGCAGCCUGGAGCAGAGGGGUAUCCUUCCAUGCCUCCAGCAGGUGGAGGCUGGGGUGCAGCGCCAGGUGGCUAUGGAGCGCCAGGAGGAGCUCCGCAGGGAUACCCAAGUGGUCCUGCCCCAGGUCAACCCAUGCCAAACUACCCCGCUGCACCAGGGGCGAACCCCUCGAUGCCUGCAUAUGGAGGGGGAGUUCCAUCCGACCCUCAGGCCCCGGCUAUUCCUAGAGGGUUUCGAGGGACUAUCCAAGAUUUUCCAGGGGCCGACCCACUGAGAGAUGUCGAAGUUCUUCGAAAAGCCAUGAAGGGCUUCGGCACUGAUGAAAAUGCCAUUAUUGAACUUCUGGGAAAUCGCUCCAACAAGCAGAGGGUUCCAAUGGUGGCAGCCUACAAAACCACUUAUGGGAAGGAUUUAAUCCGCGAUCUGAAGUCUGAGCUCACUGGAAACUUUGAGAAUCUGGUUCUUGCCAUGUUGAUGAGCCCAUCACACUUUGAUGCCUACGAAAUGAGAGAGGCCAUUAAGGGUGCAGGAACUGAUGAAGCUUGUCUGAUUGAGAUUUUGUCGUCUCGCUCCAAUGCAGAAAUCAUUGCAAUCAACAGGAUCUACAAAGAGGAGUUUGGUAAAAGUCUGGAGGAUGCCAUCAGCAGUGACACCUCCGGUCACUUCCGCAGACUGAUGAUUUCUCUCUGUCAGGGAAAUCGUGACGAGAGAGAGACCGUUGACAUCGCCAUGGCCAAACAGGACGCUCAGAAACUGUAUGCUGCUGGGGAAAACAAGGUGGGAACUGAUGAGUCUCAGUUCAACGCCAUCCUGUGCGCUCGCAGCAAGCCUCACCUUCGGGCAGUUUUCCAGGAGUACCAGCAGAUGUGCGGCAGAGACAUUGAGAAGAGCAUCUGCAGGGAAAUGUCUGGAAACGUGGAGUCUGGCAUGGUGGCUGUGGUGAAAUGCAUCAAGAACACCCCCGGAUACUUCGCAGAAAGACUCCACAAGGCCAUGCAGGGAGCCGGGACAAAGGACAGAACUCUGAUCCGCAUCAUGGUGUCCCGCUCUGAGGUGGACAUGCUGGACAUCAGACAGGAGUACGUGAGGUGCUACGGGAAAUCACUGUACAACCACAUCUCAGGUGACACUUCUGGCGACUACAAGAAGCUGCUGCUGAAACUGUGCGGCGGCAACGACUAAACCAGAGGAUCGCACGCUGCCAUGAAGACAUCAUACAUGUCCACAUCCAGACAAUGUUAUGGGACCUUAUAUCUCCUCUAAUGCAUGCAGUUAAUGUCAGGUGACCUCAGUAAAUCAAUACGAAUUUUAUAUCUUCCUUAGUAAUGUUAUUUUUAUACAUUAGGAUGUCUGAGAUCUGGCAGAUGAUUAACACAUCAGAUUUUAAAGAUAUUUAGUAGGACCUAUUAUAAUAGGAUUAAAGGUAGAGUUCUGCCUGCUUGGAAGGUAUGUGACUGAAAAGUUUGUACCUAAAUUAAAAUUCUAACAAAUGUAGUUAUUGUGAACACCAUAAAAUUUUUAUUUAUCAUUAAAGUAAUUGUAAUUUGUGCAAACAGUUGGUUUUUGUGAAAUUGCAAGAAAAUGUAGAAGAGGGCAUGUGUGCCAUUAUCUAACAUAUAAAAUAGAUAUACAAAGAAUCAUUUAGCAUAUUUUUUUUAGUCCUAUGUCAUUUCUUUGGAGUCACAUUACCUCAACUGGUGAGUGAUUCAAGUGUUUUGGGUUCAUUCUUUCAAAAUAGAUGCUUCUGCUGCCAGUCACAUUUCAUUUCCGAGUAGUGUGUGAAGGAAAAAAAAUGCAUCUCUGCGAAGCCAGUCCUUCUGUAUUCAAAGGGUGUUUAUCAGGGGUGUCAAACAUAUGGCCCAGGGACCAAAAACGGCCCAUUGGGUGACAUCGUCAGGUAUAAAAUUGACUAAAAAUACACUGAGAAGAAUUUUCUUUAAAAGUAACUGUUGUUUUUUUUAAUUUAUUUAAUAUAAAUUGCAGUGAAACUGCACCAUUACAAUAUCCACCUUGUUAAGAAAUUGUAUUUACUUUAACAUAAGCUUUUUAACCAACAAGGUGAAAGAAUAUGAAGUAUGCAAAAGCAUGAUAUCGAGGUUAUUAUGUCUCUCUCCCGCUCCCAUUUUAUGUGUCCAGUAGAAAUUUGACACCCCUGGUCUGCAAUCAUUCAUGUGAGUUUCACUUUCUGCUUGAUAGUCUAUGCAAUUCAGCUUAUAAGCUUUCUAUCUAUAUCAUUCAGCAUUUGCGGACAACGUUGCCUUUAACUCGGUGCUGAAAAGCCAAAGUGUGAAGACGGAUGGUGUUGUGCCUUUAGUUAGUGCUGCUGUGGAAACUGGAUGAGCUUUCUGAUGUAUCACUGUGGUUAAUCUUGAAAGUAAUCAAUAAUCACACUUGUAGGGCCACAGGAUUGUAACUCUGUUCUCUCAUUUGUUUGCACUGUGUUCCACUGGUUUGCAUGCCAUGUUGCCAGCAGAGGGCUCUUGGAACACAUGAAGUGUCAUCUUUUGAGUGAUUUUCCUUUUUGCCUGCUGGCUUUGAAUUACGCUUUGAAACGAGUAUCUCCUGCACUAACUACUUUGUGAUUAUUCUAACAAAAUACUGGCUGAAAUUCAAUGGAUGCCUUUUGAAAGCAGCUACUUCUCAUUUAAAUAAAAAAAGAAACAAAUUGGCA